Molecule: messenger RNA, 159 nt
Organism: Suillus subaureus
Lineage: Eukaryota; Fungi; Basidiomycota; Agaricomycetes; Boletales; Suillaceae
Exons: 1
Coding region: 1-159 (52 amino acids)
Source: RefSeq, a predicted model, not a curated record
AUGUGUGCGUACGCGUUGUCGCACUGCAUCAUCGCCUCCUUAAAGUCUGACUCCUCGAUACUUUCAAAAGCCACUGCAUCCCCCGUACUGCAUCCACACUGGACAGUGAAUCGAAGACAAUUUUCUCUGCGACCCGCAUAUGUAACUACAUGUAAUUGA